GACUGCGCAUGUGCACGGCCCGUGCGGCUGGGAGCUUCUCCACGGCUCUCCGGACUUUGAGCCAUGGCGGGGACGGAGGCCUGCCUGUUGCGCCAGUGCCCGCUGCUUCUGCCUCAGAACCGGGAGAAAACCGUGUAUGAGGGAUUCGUUUCGGCUCAGGGAAGAGACUUCCACCUUAGAAUAUUGUUGCCUGAAGAUUUACAGCUGAAGAAUGCAAGAUUACUAUGUAGUUGGCAGCUGAGAACAGUACUUAAUGGAUACCAUCAAAUAGUCCAACAGAGAAUGCAGCACUCUCCCGAUUUAAUGAGCUUUAUGAUGGAGUUGAAGAUGGUUUUGGAAGUUGCUUUAAAGAAUAGACAAGAGCUAUAUGCAGUACCUCCUCCUCCUCAGUUCUACUCAAGCCUUAUUGAAGAGAUAGAAACUCUUGGUUGGGAUAAACUUGUAUACGUGGAUACUUGCUUCAGUACCAUCAAGUUAAAAGCAGAAGAUGCUUCUGGUAGAGAGCAUCUAAUCACUCUCAAGUUGAAGGCUAAGUACCCUGCAGAAUCACCAGAUUGUUUUGUGGAUUUUCCUAUUCCAUUUUCUGUUUCCUGGACACCACAGAGCUCCUUAAUAAGCAUUCAUAGUCAGUUUUUGGCAGCAUUAGAAUCACUGAAGGCAUUCUGGGAUGUUAUGGAUGAAAUUGAUGAGAAGACCUGGGUACUUGAGCCAGAAAAACCUACACGGAGUGCGACGGCACGCAGAAUUGCAUUAGGUAGGAAAAAGAGGAUUAGGGGUUUGUUUUUAGCUGUUUGAUUUUACUUUAUAUUACCUAUGAAAAUGAAUCUAAAGAUGACAGACUCUUAGACU
This is a messenger RNA of Propithecus coquereli (Coquerel's sifaka), 849 nucleotides long. Its product is annotated as E3 ubiquitin-protein ligase FANCL. Gene Ontology annotation, molecular function: ubiquitin protein ligase activity. The transcript is spliced from 8 exons. The coding region runs from base 64 to 795 and encodes 243 amino acids. Gene Ontology annotation, biological process: protein monoubiquitination; interstrand cross-link repair. Lineage: Eukaryota; Metazoa; Chordata; Mammalia; Primates; Indriidae. The record is from RefSeq and is a predicted model, not a curated record. Gene Ontology annotation, cellular component: nucleus; Fanconi anaemia nuclear complex.